Molecule: messenger RNA, 1424 nt
Organism: Danio aesculapii
Lineage: Eukaryota; Metazoa; Chordata; Actinopteri; Cypriniformes; Danionidae
Gene: gale
Product: UDP-galactose-4-epimerase
Exons: 11
Coding region: 138-1187 (349 amino acids)
Biological process (GO): beta-D-galactose catabolic process via UDP-galactose, Leloir pathway
Cellular component (GO): cytosol
Molecular function (GO): UDP-glucose 4-epimerase activity
Source: RefSeq, a predicted model, not a curated record
UACGUGUCCAUGAAACCAGGAAGCGCGAAUGAAUAAACCGAGUAGUAAACUGUGUUCGUCUGUCUGUCAGUGAAUCUCCUGUCAGUCGCGGGUCCUAAAAACUCUCCUGAUCCGCUUCCAUCGACACGGCUCUCAACAUGCGUCAGAAGAUCUUGGUGACUGGAGGGGGAGGAUACAUCGGAAGCCACUGUGUUGUGGAGCUCAUAGAGGCUGGCUUUCAUCCUGUGGUCAUUGACAACUUCAGUAAUGCUGUCAGAGGAGAGGGGGAUGUACCUGAGAGCUUGCGGAGGAUAGAGAAGUUUAGAGAUACUCAGAUUGAGUUCCAUGAGCUCGACCUCCUGGAUAAACCUGGACUGGAAAAAAUAUUCAAAAUGCACUCUUUCUAUGCAGUGAUGCACUUUGCAGGUCUGAAAGCUGUGGGUGAAUCAGUAGAACAGCCUCUGCGAUACUACAGAGUCAAUCUCACAGGAACCAUCAAUCUGCUGGAGGUGAUGCAGUCUCACGGGGUGCGUAAUCUGGUGUUCAGCAGCUCCGCCACCGUCUAUGGAGAUCCUCAGAAACUCCCAAUUGAUGAGCAGCAUCCUGUGGGCGGCUGUACAAACCCUUACGGCAAGACCAAAUACUUCAUAGAGGAGAUGAUCAGAGACCAGUGCACGGCAGAGAAGGACUGGAAUGCUGUGCUGCUCAGGUACUUCAAUCCCAUUGGCGCUCACAUCUCAGGUCAGAUUGGGGAAGAUCCACAGGGAAUCCCAAACAACCUUCUGCCUUAUGUUGCCCAGGUUGCCAUUGGCAGACGAAAACAUCUGAAUGUGUUUGGAAAUGACUACAGCACACCCGAUGGGACAGGUGUGAGAGAUUACAUCCAUGUUGUUGACUUGGCUAAAGGUCACAUUGCUGCGGUCAGAAAACUGAAGGACAGCUGUGGGUGUAAAGUUUAUAACCUGGGCACGGGCACUGGCUACUCAGUGCUGCAGAUGGUCAGUGCCAUGGAAAAAGCUUCAGGUCGAAAGAUUGCGUAUCAGAUUGCCCCACGCCGGAGCGGUGAUGUGGCCUCCUGCUAUGCAGAUCCCAGUCUGGCAGAGAAAGAGCUGGGCUGGAAGGCUGAGUAUGACCUGGAGAGGAUGUGUGAGGAUCUGUGGCGCUGGCAAUCCCAGAAUCCCACAGGAUUCAGUAAUGGAACACCUUGAAGCUGGAUGAAUGUAGACCAAUUCUAAUGGGAUAAAGGGAAUUGCACCUAUGACAAAAAAAUGAAGCCAAAGUGGGACAUUGAAGUCUUUCAUUUUUAUUAAUUGGAUGUAAAAUCCUCUAUCAGAAAACUUGAAGCUAAACAAAUUAUUCCAUCUGAUUCAACGUCUUUCUCUUUUUCUUCUUGAAUGUGCACUGUUAUUAUGUCAUCUCACUUUUAUUAAAACACACUGAAUGGA